AGCAUAAUUUAGGGCACAGUUCCUGUCUGAGCUCAGGAACUGAGCUGAGGAAGUGAACGUAAGGGGUCUGUGAGAAAGGGUGCACGAGAGUUUAAGCAGAGCUUCUACGCAGCCAGUCGGUGCUGAUGUGACUGACCACAAGCAAAAGUUCCAAGGUGGAUGCUGAGACUCCUGGAAGAAUCCAACACUGUGCAUCCCCAAGAAGAUACAGAAUAGGGCCUCAGGGAUUUGGCCUUGCCUCCAGCUUGGGUGAGGCUGCAUUGAUCCUCCCUUUACCCAAAGCCCCGGGGAACUGACCACCUCCACACUCUCAGGCUCUGUCUCCUGUGGUGCUGUCUCUGAUCCCAGCACCCUGGAGUUCUGAUUGGUGUUUGGAUACCUGCUGUGUGGAUGAAGGAUACACCUGAGACCAGCUAAAGAGUGUUUUUCAUUUCAACCAGAAAGGUUCCCUAGGGCUUAAAAAAUAACAUACAGCACAUUAGCUGGGGGAUCGGCUGUAACCAGUACUUCAGAGAAAUGGAGCCAAGCCGAUUUCACUGAUUGUGAAGAGCUUGAAGUGGAUUCUUCAUUAAGAGGCACAGCCAAGGAAGCCACAGAGUCUGCUGGGCGUGUCACAGCCACACCGAGGCACAGUCACACUUUCCCUGCGUUUGCUCCAGGGAGCAUGGUGAAUUUCCCUGUGUCCAGUCUGUCUGGUGUGGCCGCCUCCUUCUUCUUCUUCAUCCUGCUGACCAGGAGGCAGUCAGAUGACUUUAGGGUGCUUGGUCCUGCUCAACCUAUCCUGGCCAGAGUCGGGGAAGAUGCCCUGCUAACCUGUCACAUCCUCCCCAAGAGGACAGUUAUGCACAUGGAAGUGAGAUGGUACCGAUUGGAGCCGGACGCCCCUGUGUGUGUCCUCCGGGAGGGGGCUGAGGCAACCGAGGUGCAGAUGGAGGAGUACAGAGGCCGGGUAGAGUGGCUGGAGGACGGCGUUGCUGAGGGACGUGUGGCUCUGAAGAUACGCAACGUCCAGCCGUCUGACAGUGGGCAAUACCAGUGCCGUUUUCAGGAAGGAAUCUACUGUGCAGAAGCAAGCUUGCUGCUUGAGGUAGCAGAUCUGGGCUCUGCCCCCAACAUCCACUUGGAGGGAUCUGUGGAAAGUGGAGUCCAGCUGGUGUGCACAGCAAAGGGCUGGUUCCCAGAGCCCCAGGUUUACUGGGAAGACCUCCAGGGAGAGGAAUUGCUGACUGUGUCUGAGCAUCACGUCCAGGAUGAAGAUGGCCUGUUCUACGUGGAAGACACCCUUGUGGUCAGGAAUGCCUCUGCAGAGACAGUGUCCUGCGUCAUCUACAACCCCAUCCUCAAUGAGGAGAAGAGAUCAGUCCUCGACAUUCCAGAGAAACUCCAGACUGAGCUGGCUUUCCUAAAAGUGAUUGGGCCUUCUCGGCCCGUCCUUGUCAGAGUGGGAGAAGACACACAGUUCACCUGUCACCUGUCCCCUGAAGCUAAUGCACAGAGCAUGGAGGUGAGGUGGGUCCGAUCCCACCAUUACCCCGCUGUGCAUGUGCAUGUGGAUGGGGACCCUGUGUCUGGAGAGCAGAUGGCGGAGUAUAGAGGAAGGACGGUGCUGGUGAGUGACGCCAUCCAGGAGGGAAGGCUGACCCUGCAGAUACUCCAUGCCAGACCUUCAGAUGAUGGGCAGUACCGCUGCCUUUUUGAAAAAGAUGGUGUCUACCAGGAGGCCAGCGUGGAUCUAAAGGUGGUAGGUCUGGGCUCUCCCCCGCUGAUCACCACGGAGAGGCUGAAGGGUGGAGACACCCGGCUGAUGUGCUCUUCACACGGUUGGUUCCCACAGCCACAUGUACAGUGGAGGGACAUGGAUGGGAAGCCGAUACCAGCAUUUUCUGAGGCUAUGACUCAAGACAGCCAUGGACUGUUCCAUGUGGAGACAUAUCUGGUCACAAACAUCUCUGCUGUAAACGUGACUUGUUCAUUUAGCAGCCCCCUUUUGAGCGAGGAGAAAACAGCCACUUUUUCUCUCUCAGAGUCCAAGAUGACUUUUUUAUGGAAGAUUCUGCUCAUUUUGGGAUUGUUGCUUGCUGCACUUAUAGGCCUGAUCAGGAGGAAAAAGCUGUAAAAACGUGAAUGUGACACAGGAUCCCAAUACAGUUCACCUGAAACUGAUUCUUUCCAAGGAAAGCAAGGAUAUGACCCCUGGACAUUCAGGCAGCUGGACAUCCCCCAGAGAUUUGUCUUCCUGCUCUACCAGCUGGGCCACAUCAGGGAGGUCGUACUGAAAAAUGGGGGUUGGGCAUGGGGCAGGAUGGGUCCCGGGUAUUGCCAAGAACAGUGUUGUGAAGACAGCAGUCAUCUCUGUGUCACCUGAGGUGGGCUUCUAUGGAAGUGAGUAGUGGCCCAUCACCUGUCCUCCAAAUUCUUCUCCCUUAAGGUGGCCCCUGCACAGGUUAGAAUCUCCCUGUCUAUGCCUCUGAACACCUCUCCUUCUAUAACAUGAAGUGCCCUGUCUACAGCUUCCCCAAGACUUUCUUCUUUGGGACUCUGCAUCCUCUCUUCAUUCUUUGGUUCCCUAAUGUAGAUUCUUUGGACAUCUUUCCUGCACCCAGAAGAGCUUCUUCAACAUGUCCAAGGAAAACAACAACUUUGGAUUCUGGAAACCCAGACAAUGUUCUGAGUUCAGAGCUUUUCACCUUUCACCAACAGCUUGAAGAGACUCACAAGAUCCAAGGACCACAUUUUAAUCUCAUUCUGGCUUUAAAUCUGCCUGGAGACUGACCCCUUCAGAGACCUAUCCUUUUCCAGAUUCCCUGAUAUCCAGCCUACUGAUCACAAUCUCAUAUUUGAUGACCAAGGAGCCUUAGAAAACCCAAUGGGAAAUAUAAUUUGUACUAGAGUAAAAACUGAAGGGAAUAGUCAAGUAUUUGUUCAGUUUCUUUAAGAUGGUGACACUUCAUUGUCCAUAUCAGUAGAACUGGGAAAAUAAAAAGCACAGUUAAAAAAUAUUGAAAGAAAAUGCAGCUGAAUAUAAGGAGAAAAAUCUGAUCACCGAGAUAUAAUCUUGAAAAUUAUAUGAAAUGCUGUAAAAUCCCUACUUCAGAAGAUUAAUGGAGGAUGUGGAGUGAAGAAAAAUAUUAGACAUUCUAAUUCAGAAAAAAAUUAUGCAUCAUACAGAUGAAAAUUUCAAUUUUAUUUUCAGAGCAAAAUAAAGCUCAUAAUUUGAAAAUAGUUAUAAAUAAAUAAACAUAAGCAAUACACACAACACAUAUAUUUUAAAGUCAUGAUUUAAAGAAAGUGUAUAUGGAAAAGAAAAGAAUGUGCAAAGAGAAAGAUUUCUAGAGUCUUCAGAUCUUAUGAAGUGAGGAGGAGGAAUACACGCCAACAACACCCUCGCUCUCUAGGACAGCAGACGUCACAGGGGUAUCACCACCUACAUGGAUCAUUCAUCAACAGCACUCGGGAGUUCCUCUUUUAAACCACUUUUUUUUUUUUUUUUUACAUUUCUGAACUCCUAAGUUUGUGUUUUGAACUACAGUAGAUCCUCUGUAAGUCAACCAUCCACAAGACUGUAACAAACUGGUCAAGGUACAGAGGUGGUCAAUAAGGAACGAGGCCGCUGUAUGGUGCAUCCAUGUGGUGCACGUCGAGUCUAUGAAAAUUAGGUCAACCUACGGAGGGGGCCAAUGUAGGGAGGUGCUCCUCUAUGGAGUUUCUACUCUAUGUACUAUUCUUCCAUAAGUAUUUAUGCAUUUAUUUCAUUUUAUUUAAAAAUUUUUUCAAUUGUGGUAAAAUAUGCCUACCAUAAAAUGUACCGUUUUGACCAUUUUAAAGUGCACAAUUCAGUGGUGUCUAGUACAUUCACAACAUCAUGGGACCAUCAUCACUAUCUAGUUCCAGAAUAUUUUUAUCACUCCAAAGUAAACUCCAUACCCAUUAAGCAGUUGCUACUCAUUUUAUUUUAACCUCCUAGUACCCCCUAGCAAUCUCCUAUCUAUCGUUAUGAAAUUUCCUACUCUGGGUAUUUCAUAUAAAUGGAAUCAUAAGCUAUCCCCUUGUGUGUGGCUUUUACUUAGCAUAAUGUUUUCAAAGUUCUUCCUUCUUGUAGCAAGUACAAUACUUCAUUCCUUUCUUUAUAAAACAAAAAUAACAGGUAUCAUUUUUAAGAACUGUUCUAGGUUUACAGCAAAAUUGUGUGAAAAAACCAGAGUGAUCCCCUAUCCCUCCAUUCUCUCCUUGAAGUUUUCCCUAUUAUUUUUGUGUGUGUGUGUGUUAGUGUUAGUGUGGCACAUUUUUUGCAACUGAUGAACCGAUUUGAUACAUUAUUUUCAACAAAAGUCCAUAGUUUACAUUAGGGUUCACUCUGUCGGUUGUCCAUUCUAUGGAAUUUAUAACAAACCAUUUAUACAUUACAUUGACGUACCCAUUACUACUUUGAAAACUUAAAUUUACUAGUAAAUAUGCCAGCUUUGCUUGAAAAUUUUUAAUGUUACUCUAUUUUUGAUUUAAUGUAAUAAAUGAUUUAAUUAAUAAUGCCUGAAGGUUAACUGUUAAUGUUCAUUUAUUUUUGAGUCUUCCUUCCCAGUCAUUCCAGCUCUUUGCUUGUUAGUGUAUGCUUGUGCAAGCCCUAUAAAAAUGUAUACCCAUUUUAAGAAAGGAAAAAACUGUAUUAAAUUUGUAAUACUAAAUAUAUACUGAUAACAAAAGAUGAAUAUGUCAUGCUGAGCACCUUUUAUAAUUGCAGGAGUCAAACGUGACUCAUCUGACUUCAGUAUUACAAAUUUUACCCAGUUUUUUUCCUUAAAAUGCAUACAUUUUGGGGGCACCCUUUGUAUAGAGGCUUUCCUGGGGGAAAGUUUCAUAAUAAUUUUUUUUAACGGUCACAUUCUCUCAGUAUAUUAAGAAACAUACUUUCCUGUAGCUUCUCAAAUUUGUGAUUAAUUUGCUUUCUCAAUUCCAAUUCCAGUUAGAAAAGCCUCAUGAAAGGCUCGGUGCCUAUAGCUCAGUGGCUAGGGCGCCAGACACAUGCACAGGAGAUGGCAGGUUCGAAUCCAGCCCAGGCUUGUCCAACAAUGACAACAACCAAAAUAUAGCCAGAUGUUGUGGCAGGCUCCUGUAGUCCCAACUACUUGGGAGGCUGAGGCAAGAGAAUUGCUUAAGCCCAAGAAUUGCUAUGAGCUGUGAUGCCACAGCACUCUACCGAGUGUGACAUAGUGAGACUCUGUCUCAAAAAAAAAAAGAAAGAAAAAGAAAAAAGAAGAAAAGAAAGAAAAGCCUCAUGAAGGAGAAGGGCAGGUGGCUCAAGGAUGAUGCCCCUAGUCACUGUGGCUGACGGAUGAGUGAACGGACUCGCCCAUGGAGGAAGUGGUUCCCUUCAUUUCUGAUGUAUAGACUGCUGGAUGUAGUCCUGUAAAGCAUGGCCACGGUCAGAACAUAUGUAUGGAUUGGCUGGAUCUUGGUGUCAUGGAGAGGAUAGGAGGAAGGCACAGAGUUUAAAUUUGUUAACUUCCCUGCCUGACGUUUUUCCCUUUGUCAGUAUGGUGUAAGUUCCAUGAGGACAGUGACUUUGUGUGCACUUGUGUGUGUGUAUGUCUCCCCACAACCUAGAAAAGUGGCAUAUAUUAGUGGAUCAAUAAACAUUUGUA
This is a messenger RNA of Nycticebus coucang (slow loris), 5636 nucleotides long. It is a transcript of the gene BTNL2, whose product is annotated as butyrophilin like 2. Gene Ontology annotation, cellular component: external side of plasma membrane. NCBI's taxonomy places the organism in Eukaryota, Metazoa, Chordata, Mammalia, Primates, Lorisidae. Gene Ontology annotation, biological process: regulation of cytokine production; T cell receptor signaling pathway. The coding region runs from base 665 to 2116 and encodes 483 amino acids. Gene Ontology annotation, molecular function: signaling receptor binding. The transcript has 10 exons. The record is from RefSeq and is a predicted model, not a curated record.